Leptosomus discolor (cuckoo roller) is the source of this 505-nucleotide messenger RNA. The record is from RefSeq and is a predicted model, not a curated record. Lineage: Eukaryota; Metazoa; Chordata; Aves; Leptosomiformes; Leptosomidae.
UGUGCAAGGAUCCACCCUACAAAGUUGAAGAAUCUGGGUAUGCUGGUUUCAUUUUACCAAUUGAGGUUUACUUCAAAAACAAGGAAGAACCUAAGAAAGUUCGAUUUGACUAUGACUUAUUCCUGCACCUUGAAGGCCACCCACCUGUAAAUCACCUCCGCUGUGAAAAGCUCACAUUCAACAACCCGACAGAGGAAUUCAGAAGAAAGCUGCUAAAGGCAGGAGGGAUCAUGGUAAUGUCAGAUGGCACAUCGUUCUCUUCAGGACAGAGCCUUCAUCUCCCCAACCUUCCCAGUAACUGCCUGUCUUUUUCUGAAGUGAAGAAGAAAUCAUCUCAUGGGCCAAAGGUGGUGCAAGAACCAAUGAAUAGAGGUGCACUGCUGGACUUUUUACUAACAAAGAAAGAAGGACUGUUUGUGGAUGUGAAGGCUGGGGGCAGCCUCAGCUGCAGUGACCAUGACAUGUUGGGAGUUCAGGAUCCUGCGUGGAAGAAGCCGGACAAUAA